UCCUCACGCCUGCAGGAUUCAGCAGUGGUUCCUCAUAGUGGAUCCUUCGUGCACGCAGAGCUGCAGAGAGCCUCGCCGGGAGGGAGGAAACGUGUUCACUGUGAGCUUCUCCCGCUGUGAUUACCCGUCUUAAAGGUGGAAUAACGUUUAAAGGAGUUUUGUAUUUCACGGCUGUGAGCUGCAGCGCUGUUACCGUCGAGUUCAGGAUCUGUCACCUGACUGCAGCAGCUGGUUCAGUCUUCAGGAGAGUCUCGGCAGCUGUCAAGAGGAAACCGGCAGGGGCUAGCAAGUUAGCAAGGUAGCCUGCCAGCUAGCCAGCUCUCACUCCAGCUACAACAAGUCCCACCCUCCUCCCUCAGGACGCGGACUGCGAAGAACCAGCAGUGGGGUGAAGUCGACUGCUUUCCCCUAUAAGCUCAACCAGCACCGCGGUCCAGCUGGCUUCAAGGCUAAACCAGACCUCUUAGUGAGCAGGGUGAAGGUUGGAUGAGUUCUGGUGAGGGGAGCUACCCUGGCAGAGAGACUGGCUCAGAAGAAGAGGAGAAAUAAGACUGAACCAGGAAGACACCGAGCAGGAGGGGACUGGGGAGGCAGAAUCUCACAUAGAUAGCAAACGCCGCCGCUGAGCCACGCACAACCAUGAGUAUUGAGAUACCAGUGGGGCUGACAGAACUGCUGCAGGGUUACACCGUCGAGGUGCUGCGACAAAGGCCGUCAGACCUGGUGGAUUUUGCAGUACAGUACUUCACCCGUUUGCGGGACACCAGAAGUCAGGAUGGAGGCGGCGCUGGUGGCAAGGCAGGGAAAGGGGUGGUGUUUGAUGGAGAGCCGAUGCAAACGGAGUCUAACGGAGAGGACGAUGAGGACGACGAUUCUGACUUUGAACCUCCACCACCCAGCAGAUUCAACAGGAGAGUGUCAGUGUGUGCAGAGGCGUUCAACCCAGACGAGGAGGAUGAGGACACGGAGCCCAGAGUGGUCCAUCCAAAAACAGAUGAACAGCGCUGCAGACUGCAGGAGGCCUGCCGAGACAUCCUGCUCUUCAAAACACUAGAUCAGGAGCAGUUCUCAGAAGUGCUGGAUGCCAUGUUUGAGUCACGAGUACAGCCCCAGGAUCAUGUCAUAGACCAGGGGGACGACGGAGACAACUUCUACGUCAUAGAGAGGGGCGUGUUCGACAUAGUGGUAUCGGGAAACUGCGUGGGUCAGUACAACAAUAAGGGCAGCUUCGGGGAGCUGGCACUCAUGUACAACACACCACGAGCCGCCACCAUCGUCGCCACCGAGGAAGGGUCAUUAUGGGGGCUGGACCGUGCCACGUUUCGUAGACUCAUCGUGAAGAACAACGCCAAGAAGAGGAGGAUGUACGAGUGCUUCAUAGAGUCGGUGCCCUUACUCAAAUCACUGGAGGCAAACGAGAGGAUGAAGAUAGUGGAUGUAUUAGGAGCCAAGCAGUUCUCAGAUGGUGACCGCAUCAUCACACAGGGAGACAAGGCCGACUGCUUCUAUGUUGUAGAAUCUGGGGAGGUCAAGAUCAUGAUGAAGAGUAAAACGAAGGCAGACCACGCAGACAAUGCGGAGGUGGAGAUAACGCGCUGUAGCAGGGGUCAGUACUUUGGGGAGCUGGCCUUGGUCACUAACAAGCCCCGGGCCGCCUCAGUCUACGCAGUGGGCAGUGUCAAGCUUUUGGUAAUAGACGUGCAGGCCUUUGAGCGCCUCCUGGGCUCCUGUAAGGAGAUCAUGAAGAGGAACAUCGCCCACUAUGAGGAGCAGCUGGUGGCCCUGUUCGGCUCCAGCAUGGACCUGAGAGACUGAGCCUCCCACACCACCCUCCGUGCCUUCUAUUACACACACACACACACACACACACACACACACACACACACACACACACACACACACACACACACACACACACACACACACACACACACACACACCAUCUCUCAUAUCAUGCAGUGGCUUUCCAGACUCAUAAUAAGCUUUACACAGGUCAUGCAAGUUGUACUUUUGGCUUACCUUUAAGUACAUAAAUGCCCACUCUCACACACACACACACACACACACACACACACACACACACACACACACACACACACACACACACACACACACCGACACCAGUGUAGGCACUGAGACACACUCACUUCCCUUAGUCUGCCCUUGUGCACAUACUAGCUCAACACACUCCUUGAUAAGCUGUCUUUGUAGAGGCACAGACACACACUCUCUCUCACACACACACACACACACACACACACACACACACACACACACACACACACACACAGAGCUAGUUGAAGGCCACACACACCUUGUUGCUUGAGCCAGCUUCAACCUCACAGUAUGAAUGUCUUUGCUGCAUUGACCUUAAUACAGGCAACGCAGGUGAAAGACACACACACACACACACACACACACACACACACUCCAUACACACGUUUAAAAACACACAUUGUCACGCUUCAUGGGGAGAGCUCUGCGUUCACCUGAGCACUUACACAACUCAAGAGUUGUUCCAACAAGCUUCAGCAAAGGACACACACACACACACACACACACACACACACACACACACACACACAAACACACACACACAGAUGUACACAUACAGACCCGCAAAAACACAUAGGUUACCACUCUUGCAAAAACAUUCACAUUGUGGUAAAAUGGAGACAAAACUUUAAGAAUCUCUCAAAAAGAAAAAAAAAUCAAAAAUGCAAAAAAAAAAAAAAGAAGAAGUUUAAAGAAGAUAAGUUUUAGAAACGUUUUAUGAAGAAAAAACAGAAGCUUUGAUAAAAUAUUAUUUAAAUAAAAAAAGUGUUUCCUCUUGGGGAGGCCGGGGUGCAGAUCUUUGUGGGCGCGCUCCCUUCCUUCCUCUACUGUUGUUGAUUGAGUUGAGUUAGUGCUGGUGAUUAUUGCAGUACCGCAGAAGAAGCAGUGAAAACAAUAACAACCCUACGUUUUCUGGGACAUUGUUAUUCUGUCUUUGACGCCACACUUCAUUGUAUUGAAUUAAUUAUUAAUGUAUUGUUAUUAUAUAUUCAUUUCUUUUUUUUGUUUUGUUUCGUUUUACUUUGACCAAUUCUGAUAAAAAUCACCAUCCAUCUUUGACAAAAUGUAAAAACAGAAAAAAACAUUCUAAUGAAAACAGUAGUGCUUAUUUCUCCUUGAUUAUCCUUGAAUGAGUUGUCCUGGAUAAAAAAAUGAAAAAAAUAAAGCAAACAUUUUGUUAAAAACUUCA
This is a messenger RNA of Notolabrus celidotus (New Zealand spotty), 3244 nucleotides long. It is a transcript of the gene prkar2aa, whose product is annotated as protein kinase, cAMP-dependent, regulatory, type II, alpha A. The transcript has 11 exons. Gene Ontology annotation, biological process: regulation of protein phosphorylation. The record is from RefSeq and is a predicted model, not a curated record. Gene Ontology annotation, cellular component: cAMP-dependent protein kinase complex. The coding region runs from base 640 to 1815 and encodes 391 amino acids. Lineage: Eukaryota; Metazoa; Chordata; Actinopteri; Labriformes; Labridae. Gene Ontology annotation, molecular function: cAMP-dependent protein kinase regulator activity.